Lichtheimia ornata is the source of this 825-nucleotide messenger RNA. RefSeq lists its product as uncharacterized. The transcript has a single exon. Bases 1 to 825 code for a protein of 274 amino acids. Lineage: Eukaryota; Fungi; Mucoromycota; Mucoromycetes; Mucorales; Lichtheimiaceae. Gene Ontology annotation, molecular function: DNA binding. The record is from RefSeq and is a predicted model, not a curated record.
AUGGAUCUUAAUGAUGACUUUGACUUGUCCGAGUUUUUGAUUUUGGAUGGAGAAGACGACACGUAUACGUCGCCAUGUGGCGGGGAACCACAAAAACCUGUUGUAGCGGCAUUUUCACCAUUGACACCUCCUGGGACGCCAUUUGACAUCCAUAUCGCUGACAUCAAGAAGGAAGAAGAAAAAUCAAAUGAUUGUCCAUGGCCAUCCACAUGGGACGCUGCGUCUGACAUGAUCCACAAUCAUCAUUUGCAACAACAGCCAGCAGGCACCACCAGUGACACGGUAUGUCCGCUGUCAAUCAUGCUAUCACCACCCACAAGUAGUUCAAGUACCAGCUACUCGACACCACCAUACCUGCACAAGCAGGACCAAAAGGAAUCAAUCCGCCUUUUCCCCGAUCUUCCAAAUGGCGUGAAAACCAAAACGAUAAAGAUUCCCAGUUGUCAGCGUGAUGCUAUCAAGCGUGUUUGUCCUAAGGUUGCUACACCACCACCUAUCAAAAAACCUCGCAACAUCCGCACCCCAACAUCCUAUGACACCAAAACAAGCGAAUUCUUGAAAAGAAUGUUCUUUGAGACUUAUGUACAGAACAAGAAGCUUACCAAAGAACAGCGACAAAAGAUCAUUGAGCGAACGGACCUCGACUCUCGAAAGAUUACGUAUUGGUUUUCAAACCAUAAACGUCGAUCCAAGGAUCAACUCGAGACCUAUGCUCGUUUAUUACGACAAGGAACCAUCACAACGUACGAUGAAUUUGUGCAAUUUUGCAAGGACCAUGACGUACCAGGCUUCCAACCACAAUCCAACACGCAGACUACAUUGUAG